AUGGCUGCUUUGGACGUGAAGAACACCGUUUCGCACAUGGAGAUGGACCGCGGAGGCGCGUUCGACUUCUCCAACUGUAUUCGCAAUCAGGCUAUGUGCAAAAUGGGCGGCAAGGCUCCGAAACUCACUAGCACCGGUACCACCAUUGUUGCCGUAUCGUACAAGGUAAAUUUCUAGCGGAAAAAUUGAGGGACAUGUGAAAUUUUGUGUUUUUAGGGAGGACUCGUGAUGGGAGCCGAUUCUCGUGCCACCGCCGGGAACAUCAUUGCCGAUAAGCACUGCGAGAAGGUUCACAAGCUCACCGAGUCGAUCUACGCUUGCGGCGCCGGAACUGCCGCGGAUCUCGAUCAGGUCACCAAGAUGCUUUCGGGCAAUCUCCGUCUCCUGGAGCUGAACACUGGAAGAAAGGCUCGUGUGAUCACUGCUCUUCGUCAAGCGAAGCAGCACUUGUUCAACUAUCAGGGAUACAUCGGAGCCUACUUGCUCAUCGGAGGAGUCGAUCCAACUGGCCCGCAUCUCUACAUGUGCUCCUCCAACGGAACCACCAUGGCCUUCCCGUUCACCGCUCAGGGAUCCGGAUCCUACGCCGCUAUCACCAUUCUCGAACGUGAUUUCAAGACGGACAUGACGGUAAUUUUGUCAAAACCGUAUAACUGUUCUAUGAAUUGGGUAUUUUCAGAAAGACGAGGCUGAGAAGCUGGUGCAGCGUGCUCUGGAAGCCGGUAUGCACGGAGACAACGCCUCCGGAAACAGUCUCAAUUUGGUGAUCAUCGAGCCGAACGAGACGGUCUUCAAGGGACCAAUCGUGCCGGAAUUCUGCAAGCGGCCAGAGCCCAACGACCUGGUCUACAAGUUCCAGACGGGAGCCACCAAGGUGCUCAAGCACAAGACUUACAAAUACGACGUUGUCGAGUCGAUGGACAUCAGCCAUUGA
This is a messenger RNA of Caenorhabditis sp. 36 PRJEB53466, 934 nucleotides long. Lineage: Eukaryota; Metazoa; Nematoda; Chromadorea; Rhabditida; Rhabditidae. The record is from the annotation of a GenBank genome assembly.